CUUGCCAGUUGCCACCAUAAAUUAUACGUAUAGAGCAGACCUUUGCGAAGUUCGGACUUCGGGAUUUAGUAGGAAUAAAUCAAAAAGUUUUAUUUGUGCGUGUUUUCUGAGAAAAACCUGUGCAUUUUCCAAACGCGUGCGUACCCUACAAUGUUUUGGACAGUCAUUCCCGAAAUAUAAAUAACACAUACCUCAGUGCCGCGUACAAGUCCAACAGUUUACAGUAAACAGUUCGCUCAUUCUCUGCGUAUCAUCAAUAUUUCACAAUGAAAGUAACAGUUUCCACGUUAAACGAUGAAAUUUUCGUCCUCGACGUGUCCGAGGACUUGGAGUUGGAGAAUUUUAAGGCGUUUUGUGAAAUAGAAUCAGGUUUUCCCGCGUCUCGUAUUACUUUGACUUUCAACGGGAAACCUAUGAUUAACGACAAGAAAUCCUUGAAAGAGCUGGGUGUACACGACGGAGACGUGAUUGUGAUGCUGCGGAUGGUGUCACGUUCGGACUCCACGCUGAAUGCGAACGAUGCUAACCAAGCUUUACCUACUGGGUUGGCAAACCUUGACUUCAGCAAUAUUCAUGUGCCGCAAGGCGCUGCCAGUACCUCUAUGGCUACCAGGACUGCACCCGUAGAGGAAGACCCACGCAUCAUCAGGGAAAUGUUCCUGGCUAACCCUGACCAACUUGCUUUGCUCAAACAAAACAACCCAAGAUUAGCUGAUGCAUUGCUAAGUGGCAAUCUUGAUACCUUUGCGUCUGUCCUCCGGGAACAAAUAUCAGUCCGCACUGAACGCCAGCAGCAACGGAUAAGGAUGAUGAAUUCGGACCCCUUCGACACAGAAGCCCAGCGUAUGAUUGCAGAGGAGAUCCGACAGAAGAACAUAGAAGCUAAUAUGGAAGCAGCGAUGGAAUACAACCCGGAGACAUUUGGAACUGUUGUUAUGCUGUAUAUCAAUUGUCAUGUUAACGGGUUUCCAGUAAAGGCUUUCAUUGACUCCGGUGCGCAAACGACCAUUAUGUCGGCAGCUUGUGCUGAACGAUGCAACAUCAUGAGAUUGGUUGAUACAAGAUGGGCGGGCAUAGCGAAGGGUGUUGGUGUGCAAAGGAUCAUUGGGCGUAUACACAUGGUGCAAAUGAGGAUCGAGAAGGAUUUCCUCACCACCUCCUUCUCCGUUCUGGAGGAACAGCCCAUGGAUAUGCUGCUGGGGCUCGAUAUGCUGAAGAGACACCAGUGCAAUAUAGACUUGAAACGCAACGUGCUUCGCAUCGGUACAACGGGGACGGAGACGCCCUUCUUGCCCGAGUCCGACCUUCCAGAAUGCGCAAGGCUCUCCGGUUUCUCAGAGGAUGAGAUCGUCAACCAGUCAGCCCGGGACCAUGAAGAGAGACAGGUCAAGGAAGCUCUCGAGAAGUCCAAACAAGAGAAUACGGGGACUGCAAGACCGCCCACAACAGGCGCUCCUACUGUAACGUCUCAGGGUCAGCAGUCGAGCCAGCCGACGAAUCAGAGAAUCGGACUCGCGAAUCCCAGCUUGACAAUUUUGCCGACGGAUAGGUUUAGCGAAACAGAGGUGGAAGAAAUUGUAGCCCUUGGCUUUAAUAGAGAACAGGCGAUCGUGGAACUGAGGCGAUUCAACGGAGACAAGACGCAAGCGACUGUGGCUCUUUUUGCCAAAUCGCUCAAAUUUUAACAUGCAGGGACUUCAAAGGAUAGUAUGCACCGAAUAUUUCGCAACUGAGUGUUCGUUCGACUUUUAUAACCUAUCCGGUUGUUUCCUAAUUCAGUUUUAUACUUUGUUGACGACGUCAGUUUUAUAUUUUCUUAAGUCUGUAAGGCUGCGGCCACACGAUGCGAUUCCGGUGCGUUGCGGCGCCGCACCGCUUUGGAUUUUAGUAUUUAGCAACGCACCACCCCUAUUCAGGCUCAAAAUGUUGAAUUCCUAAAAUGUUGAAUUUCAAUCCCCAAAAUGUUGAAUCUUAAAAGUAAGCUUUUAAUUCACAUAUGCGGCCAAGUGAAGGUAUGUAAAUAGCUCACUAAUGAGAACAUAAACUGGAUUCAGGGACUUUUGAGAUAGCCCCUGUCACAAAAAUGGUCUAAAACGGACAACUUUGAUGGUAAGUCUUUGAUUCCUUUCUGUUUUAAGAUUCAACAUUUUGCGAAUUCAACAUUUUGGGAUUCAACAUAUUGCAAUUGCAAAAUUCAACACUAUAAGGAUUCAACAUUUUGGAGCUGAAGGAUUUGUAUGUAGCACGCCGCAGCGGCACCGCUCAGGCGCCGCGCCGCCAACGCAACGCAUCGUGUGGCUGCACUCUAAAAUGCAUGUAUAAGACAUACAUAUAAGUUUACUUUAAGCAGAAUUAGUUGUACCAUAUUUUAUCCGUUUUUAUAUUUAAUCCGUUUUCCAACAUGACACCUAAAUGAAUUGAAAAUAAUGUAAUUGUUUUUUUUUUUAAAGUUAUUUAUCAGCAAAUUCGGAUGUGAUUGAACAUAGUGGUCAAAUGCACAAUUCUGUUACGGCUGGAGUAUAAUUAUUUGCAUGUUAUGUUGAUUUUAAACUAGUUCACGUGUACUUAACAGCUCGAAGAAUCAUACGCAUGAAAAAACAUACACAAACAAAUAUAAAUAGUAAAUGUUGUUAUAUUUUAAUCAUUAUACAUCUCUCAUGUGAAAUACGUUGUUUUGCUAAUGAAAUCAUUGUUUAAUCAAUAGUUUUUAAAACAGAGUGUGGCCUAACCAAGGAUUUUUUACGUGUACUUAACAGCUCGAAAAAUCAUACAUAUACUUGUAUUAUAAUCUUAAAACCAUGUAAACAACAGGUAUGAAUUAUUAUAAAGAGUAAAUAUUGUUAUAUUUUAUUUAUAUACAUCUCUUAUAUGAAAAACGUUGUAUUGUUAACAAAAUCAUUUUUUAAUCAAUCAAUUUUAAAAUUGUUUUUCGAUUUGAACAGAGUGUGGCCCAACCAAGGAUUUUUCACGGCUCUGGGUUCUAGUCCUUUUUAGCAUUGACCAUAAAACUGUACUAUGCCAAUGUCAUUUCAUUAUGUGGCAUAAUAUAGGCCAUUUUAUCAUACUACUUGCAUAAGAAAUAAAAGCUAUACAAAUAUUACCAACGCGGUAUCAAUUAAUAAUGGAUUUUAAUAAAUUUUAGAAUGAAGUUUAGAUAAAUAAAGGCUUAUAAGACUUAAAUAUAUGGAUGAUCGUAAAUUCGAAUUUUUUAACACUUGCACACACCCACUUAUGUAAAUAAAGAAUUGAAUAAACUAAUUGGGAUAACAGGUCUAAAUGUAUGUAAUCCCUUUCAUAAUGCUCCUGGCGGAAAAGGAUAGUGCUAGAUUUUGACUUGUCAAUUGUGUAGGUAAAACAGAAUUAGCCAUAUUGUCAAACAUGAUUAUUUUAUUUUAAAAAUAAGAUGCAAUCACUUUAAUUUAUUCGUUCUUAUAAAGGAAUCUUAUGUGUCUUUUGAUACGCCAUGGCACAGUUUUUACCAGAUAUUGUGUUUAUUUUUCUUUUUAUUGAUAUACUGCCAAAUCAGUAAAAAUCUUUAGAUUUAUGUCUACAAUAACAAUACUUUUUAACAAGUUUCAUAAUGUUUUCCUUUUGGACAAAAUUUAGUUAUAAGGUGCAUAGCUUCCUAACAUAAUCAGUCUAGAACUUUCGGAACUGAUAUGUUUUCGAAAUAAAAAUAGUUUUAAAGUGGUAUAUAUAUAUUAAGUUUUGGGUUCGGCGAAGCAACAGGGAGUGUCCAACUAGUUUGGAAUAAAUAUACCUACCUUUAUUUACCUAUAUACCUUUUUUUAUUUAGGUUACAAUAAAUAAUUUUAAAGCGAAAA
This is a messenger RNA of Maniola jurtina (meadow brown), 3824 nucleotides long. It is a transcript of the gene rngo, whose product is annotated as protein DDI1 homolog 2. The transcript has 10 exons. Gene Ontology annotation, biological process: proteolysis. Gene Ontology annotation, molecular function: protein binding; aspartic-type endopeptidase activity. The coding region runs from base 267 to 1685 and encodes 472 amino acids. NCBI's taxonomy places the organism in Eukaryota, Metazoa, Arthropoda, Insecta, Lepidoptera, Nymphalidae. The record is from RefSeq and is a predicted model, not a curated record.